CGUGGUGAAUGAUGAUGUGGGGGCACCUUCAAACUGAUAAUGACGUCUGGCGGCCAGAGUGGAAUUUUCUGAAUUCUAAAUGACAUGGCUUGAAACAGUUGAAACAAUAAUAUUAUUAGAUAAAAUUAUGUAAGUUGUCGACUGACAAAAGGCGACACAUUUCAGGUAUUGAAAGAUAAAAAUACGUCAAAUUUGUAUGUACACGAUCACCGUCGGUAUUCAUAUUAUAUGGUAAUCAACGUUUAAAGUGUACAUGAGUAUUUCUACCAAAAAUGAUUUCCAAGACGCUUUUAGUUACUUUUCCUAUUCUUGUAGUCUUGUGUCAUAAGUCAUCGACACAAUACGCGCCAGCACCGCCUGGUGUAAAUCCACAACUGUAUCAACAACAACAACAGCAAGUACCUAUUCAACAUUUACCUCCACAACAAAAUGUUCCUCAACAAGUACCUUACCAACAAACGCCACCGCCACUUCAGCAGCAGCAACACCAACCACAUCAACAACAACAACAACAACAACCAAGUCAUGGCCACGGUUCCCAAGGACAUCCUCAUACACAACAAGUGUUACAUAAUGCAAACUUAGCAGAAGAAAGCGAGCAUAUAAAAAAACAUUUGGAUCUACCAACGUUAGACACUAGCAAAAUGUCUGAACAAGAAUUACAAUUUCAUUAUUUUAAAAUGCAUGAUGCAGAUAACAAUAAUAAACUAGAUGGAUGUGAACUUAUCAAGUCACUUAUACAUUGGCAUGUUCAAGGUGGUCAUGAUCCCGCAGCAGGGGGAGCACCUCCCCAAGAAAAAAUUUUUACCGAUGAAGAAUUGAUGCAGUUAAUUGAUCCAAUAUUAACUAUGGAUGACACAAAUUUUGAUGGUUUUAUAGAUUAUCCAGAAUUUGUUAUUGCUCAAAAUAAAGCAGGCAAUCCUCAGAAACAAUCAGUAUAAGAAAAUAAACAUGUAAUGUGUAAAUUAAAUUUUUUUUAUUUAAAAUUGACUAUUACAUAAAUAGUUAUUGUU
Melanaphis sacchari is the source of this 1013-nucleotide messenger RNA. Its product is annotated as multiple coagulation factor deficiency protein 2 homolog. Lineage: Eukaryota; Metazoa; Arthropoda; Insecta; Hemiptera; Aphididae. Gene Ontology annotation, molecular function: calcium ion binding. The coding region runs from base 273 to 941 and encodes 222 amino acids. The record is from RefSeq and is a predicted model, not a curated record. The transcript has 5 exons.